Molecule: messenger RNA, 671 nt
Organism: Diabrotica balteata
Lineage: Eukaryota; Metazoa; Arthropoda; Insecta; Coleoptera; Chrysomelidae
Source: the annotation of a GenBank genome assembly
UAGACUGGAAUAAUUAAUCUAGCAAAAUAGACGUGAAAUAAAUGAUGCCUAACAGUUUGUUUUAAUUAACGGAAUUAAGAUGAUGUGGUUACGAUUUGUGCUGGUGUCGCUGUUUGCCAUAUCUAAUGCAUUAUUUAUAGAAGAACCAUGUACAACUCCUAAAGGCCAACCUGGAAUGUGUGUUUAUGUCCAACAAUGUCCCUCAAUUUUAGCAAUAACCACAGAUUUUGACACACCCAUGACAAUGGAUACGAUGGAUUUUCUUAUUGAGUCCCAAUGUGGAAAUACGGAUUACAUAGUAAAGUACUGCUGUUCUAAUAUAGAACUGGAAUAUCAGAUUUAGAAAGCCUAAAUCCUAAUUCGAUGAUAUAGACCAGUGGGUAACAGAUUGAUCCGAAGCCUUUUAUCCCUUCAUUGAAGAAACCAAUAAAUCAAACACAUUAUAAGUAACACAUAUUUUAACCGAUUUGGCAGCCAAUAGGAAAGAUAAAUUUUUUUGUCCAGUUUGUCUUUAAGUUUGUAAAAUGAUUUAAGCCUAUAAAUUUUCUUCGCAAAUGAUGACCAAAGGAAAUCAAAUGUGUCAAGGUUUUUUAUAUAACAAAAAUUUUUAACUGUCGGUCUGUUAUGUUCUUUUAGAUAGUCUAUUUAUAUUAAAUUUAUAAUUUUUUAUU